Messenger RNA from Mizuhopecten yessoensis (Yesso scallop), 5154 nucleotides. RefSeq names its product innexin unc-7-like. The transcript is spliced from 3 exons. Lineage: Eukaryota; Metazoa; Mollusca; Bivalvia; Pectinida; Pectinidae. The coding region runs from base 132 to 1421 and encodes 429 amino acids. The record is from RefSeq and is a predicted model, not a curated record.
AUAAAUGUGAAUGAUUGCCGCUGUUUACCUGUCCUGGACACUCAUUAGGGUAACCUUUACAUUUUAGCUAUUUGGCGUCUGACAUCCCCAAUACAUAUAGUUAACCUUGUCAAACUAAGAUUAACGACACAAUGGUUUGGCGGCCGUUUCUAGGAUAUUUGACACAGUCCAGUGUCCGUAUGAGUGACCAGUGUGGAAGACUCAAUAGUACGUGGACAGUGGGAAUCCUUGUCCUGUUCGCGGCGUUGACGUUUUUUAUCCAGAUUUCCUCUGAUCCUGUAAACUGCUGGACACCUUCACAGUUUACACACCCGAUGACUGUAUACACUAAUAAAGUUUGUGGCGAAUCGGGUUCGUAUUAUGUUGGUAUAGACAAGGACAUUCCAAUUUAUAGACGAGAAGACGAACAGACGUUCAAAUGGCGAUGGCUUCCACUGAUUCUGCUGGUACAGGCAUUACUGUUCAAGGUUCCUGAUCUAGUUCUAUCAGUAGGACAGGGUCUUGUUGGUCUCAGAUUUACAAAGAUCAUAGGACUUACUGACGGUUACGAGUCUCUCAAUAUGGUCGGUCGAGCUCAAAUGGGGAGACAAGUUGGACGGUACGUGAAGAGCUGGAUUGACUCCACUGUGUUGAAGGGAUGUCCAUGGGGAUGGCUUACACUUCUCUUCCUGUUCACAAAACUGCUGUACUUCAUCAACAUCAUCACACAGUUAUCUGUCAUGGACGGCCUUCUGACGUAUGAAAACCAGUCUUCCUUUGGAAGGCAAAUGCUUGAUGAAAUUGUCAGCAACGAAACAGUAGAAUGGCGUUUAUUGAAUGGUCCAUUUACCCGUAUUGUCUUUUGUGAUUUUCAAAUCCGAUUAUUAGAAACAAUUCAAAGAUGGACAGUGCAGUGUACCCUCAAUAACAUCACGUACUACGAGAUGGUAUUGUGUUUCCUGUGGCUUUGGUUCGUGGUUGUAUCGGUUGUAACCACGAUGAGUGGUAUGCUACAGCUCCUAACAGUCUUGGUGCCAGUUUUUAGGAAACGGUACAUCAAGAGUUAUCUGUAUCUGUCAAAGGAAGUUACUCCAUCGCCGUCUGACAACGACAUUAGCCGGUUUGCAGGAUCAGAAAUAACUGAGGAAGGUGUUUUCAUACUGAAGGCGAUUGGAGAGGCAUCUUCCGAGCACCUGGUCAGGGACGCGGUCAUCUAUCUGUGGCAAUCUACACAUGAUCAACAGACUCCUGGUCAAUUGGGACCACCAGAGCAGGGUGGUCCUCCAUCGUACUUGCCUCCAGGGUAUUGUGUAACCGGCCAGACUUACGUACAAGGAGGUGCCGUAAUAUCAACCCCUCCUUCGGUUGCUUCUCAGCAGGUUAGAUACCGGCCACAGCCUGGAACCGAGACAGCCCCUCUGAUGGCAAACCAGCCGAUGUGAGUCAGUACAAUCUCUACAUUAACUUAGCCUAUGAUAUAAGCCAUACUGUUGAUAUGUAUAAUCUCCACUGCCUUAUAUGAAGCCAAAUGAAUACCAUUGCGACUAUAUCAAUGUGAUGCAAACUGGCUUCCUUCUGGUGCUUUGCAUCAACAUGACACGUUGAUGGUAAUCUUGAUUUUAGCAAUGAAGUAAAGGGAACGCAAUGAAAAAAAGUCUGCAGAAUAAAACAAACAUAGACACGCAAAAUUGGGUUCUGAUAAAUGAGUUUUUUAUGGGGUUUGAAUUGAAAAAAAAGAUGCAUCUGCAGACGAUUUUCCUUUUUGCGAUAUUUGUAAUUUCAUGUAUUUUACAUAUGUAACUCCACUCGUCCAGUACAUUUUUCCUUAAGCUUGCUUCAUGCAUACGAUCUUUUAAAAUAUAGAUCCAAAUUGUAGUUCAAAUUACGUAUACAAUACUAUUAAAAUAUUCAGCCAGCAUUGUUGGUAAAGAGUGUAUUUUGUGUCUAACCGUAUAAGUGUUUGUAAUGUUGUGUUUUCUCCUCGAGGUUGACACUUCCCCUAACAAUAUGAUGUUGUUAUUUACUGUUGUGAUAGAUGCAGUUGAACAAGUUCAGUCGAUCACCGAUGCAGACAUGGAUUGAACGUUAUUUCUAUUAUGACCACGCCUUUAGAUAAAGUUUUUUCACGGGAAAUUCAGUCAAACCUGCUGGAAGGGCCAAAACUAUUAAAACUGGCCAGAUUAGUGUAGGCGGCGAAUGGUAGCUCCACCUAUCAAUGUAUGUUUUACUGGUAAAGGACUUUUUUUUACCUGAUCAUAUAAAUGUUUAUACUAUCGGGUCAAUUGAUUUUUUUAUUAAUCUUUAACGUAUAUCUGUAGUAGGAAAUGCAAUAUAUGUGUAAAUUAAGCAUUAUCUAUUGGUAGGGUUAUGUUAUGGUGUUAACUAAUUCUAGUUACAAAGAUAUGAUCAUGGUUGUUAAUAACCAUUUUUGCUACUAAUACUUUAAAUGAGAUAUGUACGUUUUGUAAAUCUUUACAUUGUAUAAAAUAUUGUUGUAUUAUACUUGUAUUUGAAAUAUGACAUUUAUAAAAAUAUAAUGUAACCUUAGUGUUUUUGUAUGAAUUGGCUUUAGUUUUUUUUAACGCUGCGUCAAUAAUCCGGUCAAUUUUUAAGUGUGUGACCGGUACAUGUAUUGCUUUCUUAUGAAAACUGAUUUGAUUUUUAUCUAAAUGUGGAAAAUAGUGGAAAAUUCCCACAUCAGGAUCAAAACAGGAUUAUAAGGUUAUACAAAAGACAAAAAGGAAGCUGAGGACACUUACAAACAAACGAAAAUACAUCAUUGUUUAUUUAAUGAGAUGCUUUGGUGCUAAGAUAUAUAUAUAUAUAUAUAGUCAAGUCAAGUAUAUAUUUAUAUCCGAAGUCGACUUUAAUUAUUCCUAAAUUUAUAAUCCAUGUACUAUACAUAUAUCAGUACACUCGUUUAAUAUGUAUUUCUUUCAGCUUUCUUAAUGAAUACUAUCUUUUAAACAAUAGUUCAAAUUUCAUAUGUAAUACUAUUGAAAUAUGCAGCCUCGUUUAUGAGGGUUAUUUUAUGUCUUACAGUAAAUUAAAUGAACUGCAUGUACAUCUGUUUCGAUGAUACGUUGAAACAAUCCAAAAACUCGCCUGGUCUGAUCGUGGUUGACAAUUUCCUUUUCUAUAUGAUGUUGUCUUAUAUUGUUGUGAUAUAUGAAGCUGAACAAGGUUAGUCGCUGACAGAUACAGAAAAAGUGGAUUGAACAAUGUUUCUUUUAUGACCACGCCUUUAGAUACUGUGAUUUGUUCAAACUUGCUGGAGAGACCAAAUGUAAUAUAAUGGACUACCUGUUUUACGAAUCGACAUUGAAACUUACAUUUAAAUAAUAUUAUGUAAGCUGAACCAAUGUUAAAGAACCAUUUUCAAUAAGGGGUCAUUUUAGGGACCUUUCGAAGAAAAUAGUUACAACACAGAUGUACACGUAUGUUUACAUUUUUCCCUUUUUUUUUUUUACCUACCAUGUAAAUGUUUAAACGUUUCCCUUUUUGUGUACCUCACUUAAACAUCGCAUUAGUUAUUUCCUGCAAGACAUUUAGAAUAAUCUUUAACGUAAUAUGUUAUACAAUAUAUCUAAAUAUGGCAAUCAGACAUAUUAUCUUUUUGUUCUGGUUUACAGUGUUCCAGUUUAAAAAAUAUUACCAUGGUUGUUGAUAUCUAUUUUUGCUACUGAUAAUUGAAAUGAGAUAUGAACGUUUUGUAAAUCUAUACGCUGUAUAAAGUAUUGAAGCAUUGUACUUGUUUAUGACAUGUAACAUUUAUCAAGUGAAAUGAAAACUAACCCUUGCUUUGGCGUCAAGUAUACUAGUCACUGUUUGAAGAAAUUUGUAAAUGUAUAACAUUGCAUAUGCAGAUGUGUGGAUAUCUAAAUGUGUAAAGUAGAAGAAAACUUAUCAGUAAUAAAACUGCAAACUGCAAAAUGCAAACUGGCCAAUGUCUUUUUUUCAGACGGAGAUGGAGUUACCACAACCAAUAUCCAUUACAGGACCCUAUCAUAUAUACAGUUACCUCCCUUUAAUUUCAUUUUGGAUAUAUCUGUAGCACAUUUGUGCCCAACCUCGAUAUCCAGGGGUUACGCUCACUUUCGCUCUCUGCACCCCUGGAAUAUGUCAUAGCAAAAUUGAAGGCUCGGUGUGCACCACCUUGUUGAUGAGACAAGAAGACUUGUUCGACCCUUUGAUGUACAUCAAAAGAAUCUCAGUGUCGCAUAAUGGUAAAUAUUGACUGACUUUGAAGCCGGGUGUCGCUCCUUUGUAAUCUUUAAAGGAUAUGUAUCAGCUUAGCGAUAGGUCAGUUGUAUUUACCUGAGACCAAUCAAACAGCUAUCUUUGUGCCUUCAAUUUUGUUAUGACAUAUGUAUUGGUUAUAUCAUAGGAACCGAGCAAUAUGUUAGUUAUUGUACGAGAGGGGCGGAGCUACUUCUCGAGCGCGUAGCGCGAGAGAUGUAAGCUCCGCCCCCUCGAGUACGAUAACUGACAUAUUGCGAGGCCUAUGAUGUAACCGACUUGUCGCAUAAAGUGUCACGUAAUUUUUUUUAGAGAACAUUUGAACAUUUGAUAAUGUCCAGAACUGGUCACAGGAGCACAGCAGUUCAAGCUUCAAGAGACUGUGUGCUGCACCGCUGUUAGAAGUGAGUAAAUUAUUGGACCCUCCGAAGGAGAAAAUGGUAAAAAUUGAGGGCGCUACAUGUAAAAAUGGUAAUUCAGAUACUAAGCCUACUAAUGUGAAUAUUAACAUGCCUACAAAAAAGAACCAUGUUCCAUUUGCUGUAUUUCUAAUAUGUCCAGAAAUGUGUUUCACAUUUGCCACGUGUCUUUUAAUUACAAGACCGACUGGUACCAGUUUAUGCUAAGACUUUAACUUACAAAACGGAAAAAAGAUCGACCGUGGAACCUGUCUGUAAAGGCGAAAUUUGUUGCAUUGUUUGCAACAAUGUUGCUUGAUAAAAUGUGUUUGAACUUCCUGUAUUUGUAUUUUUAUUUAUUUCCCACGGUGUCGAUAUCCUAUUAACAUCACUAAUUGGCCACUGUACACUUUCAUUGGCUGACCAAUGAGAAUGGAGAAUUCUAUUGUAUUCAGUAUAGGGGAGGAGCUUCACUAAUACCAUAUGGUAUUAGUAAAACUGUGUAAAAUAAGUUGGUUAUACCAUAGCUAGAUCAAAG